AUGCAGUUGCUUUGGCUGCUAGGGCUGCUGCCACUCGCUCCCACAGCGUUUGCUCAAGCCUCGAAUGAUAGUGAUGCUCUAAUAUGGGGUGCUUACCGUCCAAAUCUGUACUUUGGUCUACGGCCUCGAUUCCCCCAAUCGCUCAUGACAGGUUUAAUGUGGUACGGAACGCAUGACUACCAGUCUCUUGGACGUUCGCGACAUGCUUGCGACCAAGGUGACAACCUCAAUGGGUACACAUGGACGACCUAUGAUGCUCGUGAAGGGGGUGUGCAGGUACUGAACGAUGGUUACAAUAAUGUCAAAAUCACCACGGAGUUCAUCAAAGUGCCAGGUGGCAAGCAUGGUGGUAGCUGGGCCGCGCGCAUUAAGGGAGAGCCAAUAAACCCAGACAAGAUUUCUCGGACUUCUUUCAUCUUCUAUGCUGGCAUUGAAGGAUUUGGCGGUCUUGACAUGGAAACGGAUGAGGAUGAGAAUGGUAUUGAUGGCCCGAUCGAGUUCUCAGGCUCUACUCCUGACCUCGACGAGUUCAAGCUUCGUAUUGUGGAUGGACCCGACAACCAUUAUGUGUCAGAUGGCAUGUUUGCCAAAGAUUAUGCCAACCGGAUCGGCAAGUCGCACUUUGGUGGUUAUAAUCUCCCCCCGGGUGAUGUCUGGCAAGCGAAAGAGUAUAUCAUGAGAGACAUUGUGCAAUACGGAACUGCUGCGCUCGAGCCUUUCAAAGGCUCCACCGCCGGCCACCCCGAUCCUUCCUGGGUCUUGCAGCUCUCCGACGAGACAUUGACAAAUAGCAACUUGUACGCAGUUCAGAAGAUGUUUGAUGGCAAAUUCCAAUUCGACGUCUUCUUCGAGAGCGCAAGUACCAACCAGAAACUGAGCUCCGCCACACUGGACGAAGGAAUUCCUGCUCUGGUGGCCAAAUAUGACCAACGCUUCUCUCAAGUCUUCCCUGUCCCUGCCCUUCCCGACCACCAGUCCCUCACCACAUUCUCCCAAGCCAUUACCUCCAACCUCAUUGGUGGUGUCGGCUACUUCUAUGGCCAAUCCAUUGUUGACGCUGGGUUUGCGUACGAGUGGGACGAAGAUGACGAAUCGGCCGGUGAAGAGGAUUCGAAAAAGAGCAAGAGCGAGAAGGGUGCGAGACUGGUGGAUCCGAAGGCGCUCUUAACGGCGACACCGAGUAGGAGUUUCUUCCCGAGAGGAUUUUACUGGGAUGAAGGAUUCCACUUACUUCAUAUAGGAGAGUGGGACAAUGAUCUCAGUCUGGAAAUCUUGAAGGACUGGAUCAGUCUUAUCGACGAAGACGGUUGGGUCGCUCGUGAGCAAAUUCUCGGAGACGAAGCCCGCAGCAAGGUUCCCUCCGAGUUCCAAACCCAAGUUCCUAGCUUUGCGAACCCUCCCACCCUCACCAUGGCCGUCACCGCAUUCAUCGGUCGUGUAAAGGCGGCGGCGGCAGUAGCCUCUGGUUCCACUGAUGAACUCAGUGCAGAAGCCCUCGGCCUCGACUACGGCCUAACUGACUCCCAGACCCCUCUGUCUUCGCCACCCCUCGCCACCCUCCAACAUCCCGGCUCUUUACACCUCACCUCCCCCAAGCUCGCCCUCUCCUACCUCAAAUCAAUCUACGAGCCCCUCAAGCGUCACUACAACUGGUUCCGCCGCACCCAGCGUGGCCAACUCAAGCAGUAUGGCCGCAAGCCUCGAUCGAGAACAGAGGCAUACAGGUGGCGAGGACGGUCGGAGAAGCAUGUAUUGACGAGCGGGAUGGACGAUUAUCCUAGGGGACCGCCUCAUGCGGGAGAGUUACAUUUGGAUUUGAUUAGUUGGAUGGGAUUCUUUACGAGAACUAUGAGGGAAAUUGCGGAAUUUGUGGGCGAAGUGGACGAUGCGGCAUAUUAUAAGGACAUGGAGGGGCAGAUUGCCGCGAACAUCGACGACCUUCACUGGAACGAAGAAGAACAGAUGUACUGUGACGUUAGCGUCGAUGACGACGAUGAAUCCUACCACGUCUGCCACCGAGGCUACCUAUCUCUCUUCCCCUUCCUCCUCGAACUCCUUCCGUCCUCAUCUCCCCACCUUGGUUCCAUUCUCACCCUUCUCCGCGACCCGGACCACCUCUGGUCGCCUUAUGGGAUCCGCAGUUUAUCUGCUUCGCAUCCCGAAUUUGGACAAGGCGAGGAUUACUGGAAGGGCCCUAUCUGGGUGCAGAUGAAUUAUCUUACACUGAAGGCUUUGUACAAGACAUACAUGAAGGAGGAAGGACCUUACCAACAACAGGCCCUGGAGAUCUACGAUGAAUUACGGAAGAAUAUCAUCAGCAAUGAAUAUGUCCGUACUGGAUACGUCUGGGAGCAAUACGAUGCCAACAACGGCGAGGGCAGGAGAAGCCAUCCGUUCACGGGGUGGACGUCGUUAGUUACGCUGAGUACGUGA
Molecule: messenger RNA, 2433 nt
Organism: Stereum hirsutum FP-91666 SS1
Lineage: Eukaryota; Fungi; Basidiomycota; Agaricomycetes; Russulales; Stereaceae
Product: glycoside hydrolase
Exons: 14
Coding region: 1-2433 (810 amino acids)
Biological process (GO): protein N-linked glycosylation; oligosaccharide metabolic process
Cellular component (GO): endoplasmic reticulum membrane
Molecular function (GO): Glc3Man9GlcNAc2 oligosaccharide glucosidase activity
Source: RefSeq, a predicted model, not a curated record